Molecule: messenger RNA, 1364 nt
Organism: Sitodiplosis mosellana (orange wheat blossom midge)
Lineage: Eukaryota; Metazoa; Arthropoda; Insecta; Diptera; Cecidomyiidae
Gene: CstF64
Product: cleavage stimulation factor subunit 2
Exons: 5
Coding region: 107-1258 (383 amino acids)
Biological process (GO): mRNA 3'-end processing
Cellular component (GO): mRNA cleavage and polyadenylation specificity factor complex
Molecular function (GO): mRNA binding
Source: RefSeq, a predicted model, not a curated record
CGGUGACAUUUGCAUUCAUUGCGGCUAUUUCUCUUGAGCCAUACAGACGCUGCCGGAGUUUUUAUCAAUUUUUUUCGAUUUGUUUUGGAAAUAAGACGUGGUUAAAAUGGGUGAAAAGAAUAAUGAUCAGAGUAUUAUGGAUAAAUCCAUGAGGUCGGUCUUCGUUGGAAACAUUCCAUACGAAGCCACCGAAGAGAAGCUGAAGGAGAUUUUCAGCGAAGUUGGUCCAGUUCUUUCAUUGAAGUUAGUAUUUGACCGAGAAAGCGGCAAGCCGAAAGGGUAUGGCUUCUGCGAAUAUAAGGAUCAAGAGACCGCAUUGAGUGCAAUGAGAAAUUUGAAUGGUUAUGAAAUCGGUGGUCGUACGCUUCGUGUUGAUAAUGCGUGUACGGAAAAAUCGCGUAUGGAAAUGCAGCAACUGUUGCAAGGUCCACAAAUUGAGAAUCCGUACGGUGAACACUGCGAUGCAGAGCAGGCACCAGAAAUCAUAACAAAAACUGUGACCUCGUUGCCACCGGAGCAAAUGUACGAAUUGAUGAAACAGAUGAAGUUGUGCAUUCAAAAUAAUCCAACGGAAGCACGGCAAAUGUUGCUACUCAAUCCACAAUUGGGAUAUGCGUUGCUGCAGUCAAUGGUCGUAAUGCGUAUCGUUGAUCCACAAACAGCGGUGACUAUGCUGUUCCGAGCUAAUCAAAUGCCGCCAGUGCUAUCGAAUAACUCGUCAAUGAUCGGGCAAACGAUGCCACAGAACACAAACAACUCGAUCAAUCCAUUGGGAAUGGCUAAUCACUCCAAUCACUUCCCUGUCAGUCAAGAUGUGGAUCUACGCAGCAUGGGCAUGGAUCCUCGUCUCAAUCGUAAUAUGGAUUUGGAUAUGCGUUCAAUGCCGGGCAAUUCAGUUGGUAACUCUAAUUCGAUGAUGGUUGAUCCGCCAUUUAUUCGGCAAUCAACAAAUCAAGCGCGACCAGUACCAGUGGCUCCACCAUUCCAAACUGAUCCACGCCAACGUACCGAUCCUCGCAUGAAACCGCAACAAAACAAUCAACCACCACCGCAACAACCAUCGUCAGCACCAAACCGUGGUGCUCCAACGAAUGUUCCGACUGGCGUUAUUCCAAACGAUGCAUCGGACAAUGAAAAGGCACAAUUGAUUAUGCAAGUGUUACAAUUGUCAGACGAACAAAUUGCAAUGCUAUCGCCAGAGCAACGCGCCAGUAUACUCGUAUUGAAGGAACAAAUCGCCAAAAGUACACCAAGAUAGAUAAGAUAUAUCUCAAAAUUCGAAUGAAAACCCAUUUUAAUCUUUUUGACCAAUUUUAAUGUAUCUCUUAUCACAGCUAAUCAAAUAAAUUUGCAACAAACGAUGA